This is a messenger RNA of Bolinopsis microptera, 2537 nucleotides long. Its product is annotated as potassium voltage-gated channel subfamily A member 1-like. Gene Ontology annotation, molecular function: voltage-gated potassium channel activity. Gene Ontology annotation, cellular component: membrane. NCBI's taxonomy places the organism in Eukaryota, Metazoa, Ctenophora, Tentaculata, Lobata, Bolinopsidae. Bases 357 to 1703 code for a protein of 448 amino acids. The record is from RefSeq and is a predicted model, not a curated record. The transcript has 3 exons. Gene Ontology annotation, biological process: potassium ion transmembrane transport; protein homooligomerization.
UUUUUAACAUUUACCAUACUAGUUUCCAGCGUUACUAAAAUGUUUGUUAUCGUUACAAGUUUCUGAUUUAUUUGUAUUCAUUUAACGCUGUUUAACUGAACUUGGAGAAUGAUCUCAGUCCAGUCUGGGACACAAUGGAAUGGAGUCAUCUCAGCGACUCUUCUCACUCGACUAAGAGGGAAAAGUUUCCGCAGCAAGUUCCUCCUGAAGAAGAACAGAAAAAGAUCUAAUGAAAAUGAAUAUCUUUCCUAUUUAGAUGAAGAAGUUAGUCCAACUCUAUCAGAAAGUAAAGAGAAUGCAAGGAGGCUAAUUAAAGCCAGGGAGGCUGGGAUGAGGUUUCACAAUCUUAUGAUGUCAUGGAAAUCAAUGUUUCUGGAGAGAUUUUCAUCAUUCCCAGGUACAGAUUAAAACAAUGGCCCCAGACCCUUCUCGGGAGCCCAGCGGUAGAGAGGUUCUACAGACCAGAGCUAGGAAUGUACUUCUUCGACAGAAACCGCUCCGUAUUCGAGUACAUUUGCAGGUUUUAUCAGAGUGACGAUGAUGUGGAGUUUCCACCUCAAUUCGAUGAUACGGUCCUUGAAAUGGAGCUAGAGUUCUUUAAGAUAGGCUGGUCGGAUUUGAACAAAAGUUUCAAGACGUCUGAUUUUGAAUACGUGGGAAGAAAGGAGAAAGCUUUCGCCUUCUUCAACGACCACAAAUCUUCUGUUUUUGCGUUUUGCUACAUGAUUUUUGAAUUCUUCGUUAUAGCACUGUCAGUCGUCGAUUUUAUAUUGGAGGAGGACGAGGCUUUCCAAAGCUUUUUGUCAGACCAGCCUAUUUUGUUAGAAAUACGCGAGAUCGGGGUCAUCCCGUUACUGGGUGUUUUAUUCUUUUCAGUUGACUUUAUAGCUCGAGCUAUAGUGACACUUGACCAGAGACAAUUCAUAAUGGACAUAACCACGUGGUUCGAUAUUUUAGCCCUUCUUCCUUAUUACCUUGAUCUGGCAUCGGUCCAAGAGGAAGGUCACAAAGAAAUUCAAGUGCUGAUGAUUCUAAAGAUCUUCAGAGUCGCACGAUGUUUGAAAAUUAUCAGAAGAUCGGAAAGGUUGCAGAUCAUACUGAAGAUUCUGGGAGGUUGCCGAUGGGAACUUCUCGUUAUGUUGUUCGUGUGGAUAGUGGGGGCACUGUUCGCUGGGAGUCUUGGUUACGUCACUGAAAAUGGUUUGUCUGAAAUGCUCUACAACAAAACAAAUCCCGAGUUUUCCUCCAUUCUAGAGUCCACCUGGUGGGCUCAAGUCACCAUGGCUAGUAUCGGUUAUGGGGACAUGUACCCCAAGUACGGCCCAGGAAAACUGAUGGCAACUAUCGUCAUCAUAGGGUCUACAAUCUUGACAGCCAUUCCCAUGACGUUUAUAGUUAGGAGGUUCAGUCUGGAGUACGAAAAGGUGGCGAUGAAAGAGCGACCCUGGAAGAUUCUGGGCUCUGAGGAGGUGAAGAUGAGCCGGAAUAGCGACCAUUUUCAGAAAAGAAGGUUCGAAGAAAAGUGUGGUGAGAAUGUGUGCUAUGCCGCCGUCCUGGCUUAUCGCAAGAAGAACGCAACUAAAGUUUGGCAAGAAACUUUAUUUACUGUCCUGUUGAGAGAAAGAGAGGCUGAAUUGAUAAACGAGUCAGAGGAAAACUUAGAAAGACUUGAAAAUGCUAACCAUUCACAUACUGGUCCUUGAGAACUGAUGCUCAAAAAGUUAUUCAAAGAGAAAACAGAGGGUGAAGUAAUAAACUAGCUUCUGAGAAGUUGUUCAGGGUUGCUGUAACCUAAAAUUAACACCGUAGUUAAACUAAUCAGAAUGUGGAUACCAAAACGCGUGGUAUUAUAAAUUAUUUGACUAUGUGCCAAUUACUAUGUGGCUUAUGCAAUUAUCGACAUACGGUCCAGCAUGUCUAACCUAAGUAAAGCACAGUAUUUAACAAGCUGCCAUGUUGUUGUAAUUUAAGCAAAUGUUAUUUUUGAUCACGUGACUAUGAUGACUGUUUAGUGUUUAUUAUCUCCAGUCCAAUCUGAUCAGCUGCACUCUCAUCUGACUCGGUAUGGUUUGUUGAUUUGUAUUGACUGUGUAUGUGUCUCCAUGUGUAUCGUGACAAAGAUGAGUAUCUAAUUUUCUGAUUGAAAUUCAACCGAACUGUGCCAAUCUACGGUAAUUAGAGCAAUCUUUGUAUCACUGAUCAGUGAUCAGACUGAUGUGGAUAUGCCCAGUGAGGUUGAACUGCGCAACUGAUUCAUGUAUUUUGGGUAUCUGUGUAAUUGUACGUACUGUUGCGCAAGUUGCUAAUGACUUCCGUCUAAUACUGUUUCUUAAUUCUCUCGAUGUGUAGUGUCUGUGUAGUGUGUACAUGGCUAUACUAAGUCGGACUUGUUCUUUGAUUCAGUAAUUUCAUCUACGCUUUCUAAACUAAAAGCAUAUUCAUAAUCAGUACAAUUCUUUGUUGGCCAUCAUGCAGGAAGCUUUGAGUUUGAAUUAGUGUUUAUUAAUAUUCAUUCCGAGAAUGUAAAUAUUAUUGAC